Anoplophora glabripennis (Asian longhorned beetle) is the source of this 4824-nucleotide messenger RNA. It is a transcript of the gene Ptpmeg2, whose product is annotated as tyrosine-protein phosphatase non-receptor type 9. Bases 55 to 1929 code for a protein of 624 amino acids. The transcript is spliced from 9 exons. Gene Ontology annotation, molecular function: protein tyrosine phosphatase activity. The record is from RefSeq and is a predicted model, not a curated record. Gene Ontology annotation, biological process: protein dephosphorylation. Lineage: Eukaryota; Metazoa; Arthropoda; Insecta; Coleoptera; Cerambycidae.
UACGUCGUUCAGUUUUCUCUUGUGUGCUGUGUGGAGUGUACGUGUGGAACUGUAAUGGCCGCUGCUCUGACACCAGAACAGGAAAAUGCGACGCGCGAGUUUCUGGAGAAAGUGAACGCCAAGUACCGCCGCAAGAUCGGGCCGGUGGCGUGGUCGAUGGCCGUGCGCUUCUUGUACGCGCGGAAGUUCGACGUGGUGCGCGCGCUAGCUCUCUUCGACCAGCACGAGAUGACGAGGCAGCGGGAAGGCCUGUGCCGUUUUGACCCCCUCAACGAGCCGCUUCAAUCGGAGUUGCUCACCGGAAAAUUCACAAUCCUGCCAAAAAGGGACUCAACAGACGCCGCCAUAGCUGUGUUCACCGCUCACAAGCACACACCCGCGAAUAGCACGCAUCAGACCACCCUCCAGGGGGUGGUGUACCAACUCGACUGUGCCUUGCAGAACCCAAUCACGCAGAAAGCCGGCAUCGUGUUCAUAUACGACAUGUCCAACUCGAAGUACUCCAACUUCGACUACGAUCUCUCCCAGAAGAUUCUGACCCUCUUAAAGGGAGGAUACCCAGCCAAACUAAAGAAGGUGCUCAUAGUGACGGCGCCCCUAUGGUUUAAGGCGCCGUUUAAGAUCCUGCGGUUAUUCGUGAGAGAGAAACUAAGGGAGAGGGUGUACACAGUGUCAGUGGCGCAACUGUCCAGCCACAUACCCCGGGAAUCGCUGCCUACCCAGUUGGGGGGUUCCCUCAUCCUGGACCAUAAUGGUUGGUUGUCGCACUGCCUCCUGUCAAUGACCACCACGGGACCGGAAUCCCCUCUUCCCCAUUACGAUGGCAAGACGCCGUCCCCCCAGAAGCGCAUAGGCACCCCCAACGACAUCGACAUCGGCUCCAACAACGCGGUGGACAGCUGGGCCGAGGAGGCCAACCUCAACCCGCCCAGCAGCGCGUCCAGCGGCUUCUCCGACGACGACUCGUUGCACGGCGACGGCGCCGCCCUCACCAUGGUGCAGCUGGUGGACUACGUGAGGGACAGGGGCAGGUCGGGACUCAUGCAGGAGUACGCGGAGAUCAGGCUGAGGCCGCCCGACGGCACCUUCAACGUGGCCAAGUCCAAGAACAACCUGCCCAAGAACAGGUACACCGACGUGCUGUGCUACGACCAUAGUAGAGUGAUCCUCUCGGAGGUGGAUAACGAUAAGGACAGUGAUUAUAUACACGCGAACUUCGUGGACGGGUACAAGCAGAAGAACGCCUUCAUCAACACGCAAGGUCCCCUGCCCAAGACCACUCCAGACUUCUGGCGCAUGAUAUGGGAACAACACACGUUAGUUAUAGUAAUGACCACCAGGGCGAUGGAGAGGGGCAGGCCGAAAUGUCACCAGUACUGGGAGCCGGAAGUGGGGAGCGAGGCGACCUACGGUCACUUCACGGUUAAGACGGUGACGGUGGAAACCGAACCGGACUACACCGUUACCACAAUCAACCUGACAAAUAGUAAAACUGACGAAAGUAGGGAAGUGUCGCAUUGGCAGUUCACGUCGUGGCCGGACUACGGGGUGCCCCAUUCGGCCAAGGCGAUGUUGGAGUUCUUGGAGCGGGUCAGGAGGAAACAGGCGAGCAUGGUGAACGCCUUAGGUGAUACGUGGGCGGGGCACCCUCGGGGUCCUCCUAUAGUAGUACAUUGCAGCGCGGGCAUUGGUCGGACAGGUACGUUCUGCACGCUGGACAUCUGCAUCUCCAGACUGGAGGACGUCGGCACCGCGGACAUCCGCGGCACCGUGGAACGGAUACGAUCCCAACGAGCUUACUCCAUCCAAAUGCCAGACCAGUACAUAUUCUGUCACCUGGCCCUGAUCGAAUACGCCCUGAUGAAGGGCCACCUGCAGUCCGCGGACCUGUCGGGAUUCGACCAGGGCGUCGAGGACGACUCCGAUUAGAUAGAUAGUAUUUUGGAAAUAUAGAUCUAAAUUUAAACAAAAAACGAGAACUUUUAUAGUUGCUUUAUUAAGAUUCCGAUUCACAAAUGAAACUAACAAAUUGGGACGUGACGAGUGUCGCAGGCGAGGGAAUGGAGGGGAUAAGCGGACGGUGGUGGGACGUUUCGGGUUUAUCGGUGAGGUCAUCGAUAGAUUUCGUCGGGAUGUUUCUUUCGGCGCAGUCUAGUGGAAGAUUUUUCUUGUUCUGUUCUGUGGUUCCUAAAUUUUCUCCGAAACGUUAACACACUUAUGGUUUUACUGAAAUUCGUUGUGUUUAAUGUGGAUAUGUCUAUAGAAUUGUACAGGAUCUGAUGAAAACACAAUAUCUUUGUGGUUGUAACUUUCCGAGAAAGUAAAAAUGGCUCGCAUCUAAUGCAGUAGAAAGGAGUUUUGACUUUAAAAUUGUGAGUGAGAUGACUACAAAAAUUAUCCUCAAAAUAAAUCUUUGGUUUUUAUCUCGGUAAUGAGAAAUAAUAGGUUCUCUACAAAUGGCUACGUAUUUUUCCAAAUUUCGAACUUAAUUCUUGAAGAGCUGCUAAGAUGUAGAAUUUUUUAUGCUUGCCUCGAGAGAACUAAAAACAUUCUCAUUAGUCCUGACUGCUAGCUCUCUCCUUUGUAUGGUUGCAUACAUAGUAGGAGCUAAAGCAAGGUCACCAAAGUAAGGGGUGAUCUGCCAAUAUGCCGAUUUUAAAUCGAUGGUGUAAAAGUAACAGAUAGUAAUGUCGUUAUGUACAAUUUUAAAGCAAAAGAACUUCAUUUAAAAAUUCAAAAUUACUGUUUUAUGAAAGUGUCCGUGGCGCUGAGCUAAUAACCUGCCCGAAAAAAUCUAUUUUCAGUUUUUAUUCAAAAGUUGAGAUGAACAUUUUUUUAAUUUAUGGAACAUUACUUUAUUUACUGUUUUUUCAUGAAAAAUUUAUAUUUGUUAGCCAGAUUCUUUUUAUAACUUUGUAUGGAAGGGUAUUUGACAAAGUCGAACCAGGUUGGAAUCGAGGGCGGAGCAGACUUUCUUCCGUUAUUCUAUUUUUUCAAAGCUUUUUAUUGAAAAUUGGAUAUUUACUAACCAACAUUCUAGUCAAAAUAUAUUAAAACAAUGCAGGUAAUUUACGUACCCACACUUCCAAAAAGAAACUUUUCGCCCUACAAAUUAUUUUACACACUAGUCAUUUCUAUGUGCCUGCCAUAUAUUUUGAUGGUAAUUUUUCUUAACUUUUUCUUAAUUAGUUUUCAAUUUUAAGAAGGAUCGUACCAAAAAUUCUGCACCAUAUUUAAUAUUUCUAUUAUAGACCCAUGUCCUGGUCAUGGUGUUUAUGCUUUUUCGUUAAAUAUGAAAAAUGAAGUUCCAUCAAAACCACUACAUUUGAAACAGCGAAAUUUAAAAACUAGACUUGAGAAUAACUUUUGAUGCAAAAUAUGCCUCGGAAGACGUUCUAAAUAACUCACUGCAGGUUUGCGAAAUGAAUUCAUUGCACCAAGCAUGGAGACGCAUCCACAAUUUAUAACUCCGUGACUGUGUUGUCGAGAUACGCCCACUCUGAGACGGUCAGUCUAUAAAAGAAAUUGAAUCGGUUUUCCACUAGACAAGCCAAGCCGAAGUGUUAUUAUUGUUUCAAAUAAAAUUAUUUAUUUAAUCUGUUGAAAAACUAGUAACGUUUUAGUAGUCGUUUUUUGUGGUUUCUCAGACCCACAUUUGCAGUAAAACGUCGCGUUGCGUUGGGGACUCACGAUGAUUUUAUGUACGGUUUGAGUUCUGGGAACGGUUUGUAAACGUGUAAAUAAUUUUUUUUUUUUAGAAUGUGAUGGAAAUGUGUACUGUGGUUGGUUAGUUGUUAGAUAGUAUCGGAGUAUAAUGUGAUUCUGUUAAAAGUAUUUUUCAAGCUAUUUUUCUAGGAGAUGCCCUAGGUUUUAUUAGGAGUAUAUAUAUUACAAUUUUUGACAUAUCUUCCUUCUGUAACAGGUUGUCUCUGGUUUUAAGGCCCGCAAUCCGGCGGGAACGGGCAAACGUUGAAAGUGUACGCGAUCGGAUUGACAUACAUCACAAAAUUCGACAAUAGUGUAUAUAAAUUAGGCCUAAAUGUUUUAGUUUUGUUUGAGUGGAAAAACUAGCAGAAUAAAUUUUUGGAAGCCGAAUUCCGAUUAUUUUUCCGUGCGAUGUUUGCCCGGUCUCGACGUCGAAACUUUCUCACUUCAUAAGUGUUUCCUAGAGAUAGAUUUUGCGUCGAUCCCGCAUCUCGCAAAAUGUAUCUGUUAAAUGUAUGUUUUCCCUUUAUUAACUACUUACGAAAAGUUAAUUAUUAAAAUGUAAUAAUUGUAUAGUAUCGAAUUAAAAAAAAAAUCUAUUUGUUCAAUGGAACCUGACACUUAAAUCUAUACGAAGACUGUCCAGUUUUUAAAAUGUCCAAUUGUUUCGAGAUUCGUUUCUAAGGCUCACGCGGGGUGUCCCGAACUAAGGGUAAACGAAUUUAACGGCGGAAGCACUAAUCAUCAUAAAACGAUUUGCUGCGGGAAACAAGACAUACAUUUUUUUCAAGAGGAAACUGAUGUUAAAACGUGGAGAUUGAGUUUUAUCGGUCAACUUUUCAUUAAGUUAUUGCUAUGAUUUGAAAUGCUUUAGUUCUACGAAUCUUUGAUAUGUUUCAAAGGCGAGUUUUUGAAAAAUUGCAAAAAUAAUUUAAAUAUGGUAGAUUCUUAGAAGUUAACGCGUCUCUUGCCACAGUGAAAAAUGGAAAAAUUGAGAACUGAUCCCAUCAAAAACAAGCAAUGGUCGCACUUGUAGACAAUGUAAUGUCAUUCAUUUUCCUUUAAAAAUAACGUAAGUUCAGAAAAUUUCAGUUCCAUUGGGUGCCAUUUUUUAAAUUU